AUGGAGACGCCGCACGCACCGCAGGACGCGCUGCAGCUCGGCGCGCUCGCGUCCCAGAAUGCGACCGCCUCUCGACUCUUCUACGGCCACGCCGCCCGCGCCGCCGCCGCAGAGGAGCAGCAACAGCCGAGCAGCAAGCGUCUGAAGACGGCCGAGGACGCGUUCGAGGACCCCGUCAUGAGGCGCCGUCGCCUCGCCGAGUACGCCGACGUGCAGACCCUGCCUGCGUCCCUCGCCGCGCGCCAGCCCGCCAAGAAGCCCGGGAGCAGCAAGGCCGUGGUCCGGACGACAAAGCCUGGCAGCAGCGGGCCCGUCGCGGCGGCGGCGAGGCCGCAGAAGCUGCUCGAGGGACCGUCGUCCUCCCCGUCGACAUCGGCGCCCGAUGCGGCCGCUGCUGCCAACGGCAGCAACAACGCAAACAACAACAUGAGCCUGGCGACGCGGGGCUCGGCGCAGCAGCAGUACCAGCACGUCAAGCCCGAGUGGCACCCGCCGUGGAAGCUCAUGCGCGUCAUCUCAGGCCACCUCGGCUGGGUGCGCGCCCUGGCCGUCGAGCCCGGCAACAAGUGGUUCGCCAGCGGCGCCGGCGACCGGACCAUCAAGAUCUGGGACCUGGCGUCCGGGUCGCUGCGCCUGACGCUCACCGGCCACAUCAGCACCGUCCGCGGCCUCGCCGUCUCCCCGCGCCACCCCUACCUCUUCUCGUGCGGCGAGGACAAGAUGGUCAAGUGCUGGGACCUCGAGACCAACAAGGUCAUCCGCCACUACCACGGCCACCUCAGCGGCGUCUAUACCCUCGCCCUGCACCCGACCCUCGACGUCCUCGUCACGGGCGGCCGCGACGGCGUCGCCCGCGUCUGGGACAUGCGCACCCGCAGCAACAUUCACGUCCUCAGCGGCCACACCCAGACCGUCGCCGACGUCAAGUGCCAGGAGGCUGACCCUCAGGUCAUCACGGGCUCCCUCGACAGCACCGUCCGCCUGUGGGACCUGGCCGCCGGCAAGACCAUGGGCGUCCUCACCCACCACAAGAAGGGCGUCCGCGCCCUCGCCGUCCACCCCACCGAGUUCACGUUUGCCAGCGGCAGCACUGGCAGCAUUAAGCAGUGGAAGUGCCCCGAGGGCGCCUUCAUGCAGAACUUUGAGGGCCAAAACGCCAUCAUCAACACUCUGAGCGUGAACCAGAACAACGUCUUUUUCUCAGGAGGCGACAACGGCUCCAUGAGCUUCUGGGACUGGAAGUCCGGCCACCGCUUCCAGGCACUCGACACGACUGCCCAGCCCGGCUCCCUGGACGCCGAAGCCGGCAUCAUGAGCUCCACCUUUGACCGGUCAGGGCUGCGUCUAAUUUGCGGCGAGGCCGACAAGACCAUCAAAAUCUGGAAGCCGGACGAAAAGGCAUCGCAAGAGACGCAUCCGCUCCAGUGGACGCCGACACUGGCGCGGCGCAAGUACUGA
Messenger RNA from Purpureocillium lilacinum, 1458 nucleotides. RefSeq names its product pre-mRNA-splicing factor prp46. NCBI's taxonomy places the organism in Eukaryota, Fungi, Ascomycota, Sordariomycetes, Hypocreales, Ophiocordycipitaceae. The record is from RefSeq and is a predicted model, not a curated record. Gene Ontology annotation, cellular component: precatalytic spliceosome; Prp19 complex; catalytic step 2 spliceosome. Gene Ontology annotation, molecular function: protein binding. Gene Ontology annotation, biological process: mRNA splicing, via spliceosome.